Molecule: messenger RNA, 2199 nt
Organism: Toxotes jaculatrix (banded archerfish)
Lineage: Eukaryota; Metazoa; Chordata; Actinopteri; Toxotidae
Product: hepatoma-derived growth factor-like
Exons: 6
Coding region: 381-1052 (223 amino acids)
Biological process (GO): regulation of transcription by RNA polymerase II
Cellular component (GO): nucleus
Molecular function (GO): double-stranded DNA binding; transcription coregulator activity
Source: RefSeq, a predicted model, not a curated record
GGGGGCGCGUCUGCAGAGGGAAGCGGGUUUCAAUUUCAAACCCAAACAGUCCGAGGGACGAGUCAGUGUAUUGUGGGAUAAGGUGUAAACCAAACAUUUUACAGCGUUCAAGUAGAAUUUGUAACGUUAUUUAAACACACACCAGAACGGCUUUGCUACCGCCGGUCGUGGUUAGAGUCCACAGAAUCCGCGAAAAAAAAAAAAAGUCGCCCGCCGCGUCUUCGCUCCAGUUUUCCGCGCCUGGUCAAUUUGGAUGACAAACCGACGCUUGGCUUGUUUUUUGCAGGUGUUGGCCAAUCCGGGUUCUGUACCACAUUAAAACUACAACUGUGUUUUAAAUACACAUACAUCGGACAUAGCAAGCCAUUUCUGCAAGAAACAUGCCGAGGUCCAACAGGCAAAAGGAAUACAAACCUGGUGAUCUUGUAUUUGCCAAAAUGAAGGGGUAUCCACACUGGCCAGCGAGGAUCGACGAGUUACCUGAAGGAGCAGUGAAAUCGCCCUCAAACAAAUACCAAGUGUUCUUUUUUGGAACACAUGAGACGGCAUUCCUGGGGGCCAAGGAUUUGUUCCCAUAUGAUGAAUGUAAGGAGAAGUUUGGUAAAGCAAACAAGAGGAAAGGCUUUGCUGAGGGACUCUGGGAGAUUGAGAACAACCCCACUGUCACACAUGAAGGCUACGAGUCAUCGAAGAAGGACAACACAUCAGAAGGAGCAGGGGAUACAGGUAGUUCGGAGAAAGCAGAUGCCGAGGGCAGCAGUGAUGAGGAUGAAGGAGCCCUGGUCAUCGACGAGAAGAACGAGAGGGGGGGAACCAAACGAAAAGCAGAGGAGUCCACAGAGGCAUCUCCCAAGCGGCCGAAGGACACAGGAGCAGAAGGUGACUCUAAAGUAGACAGCAGCAAGUCCAAUGCAGAGGCCAAGCUCAACGAUGUGGCUGGACCCAAGGCAACUGCUCCCUCCUCACAGAGCGAGUCAAAACCAGAGGCCCAGGAAAAUGCUCCAGCAGGAGGUCAGCUAACAGCAGAUAAGCCUGUGACAGAUAGUGCUUAACAUCAACUCACAGAAGAAAACCAAGAACCUUUGACGCUUUUCUCUGGAAUUUAAGCAUCAACAUGAUUACCUGCAGGAUGCCAGAUUUCAGCUGUUUAAUUAAUAGGAGAGUUUAAAAUUAAAAAAAAAAAAACUAAGUGUUUGUAUUGAGAGACAAGCAAAUCCUCAUUUGCCAUUUUUUGGGAUAUCAUAUAUCCCAGAAACAAAAAGUUUGCUAAUCUGAUUUCAAACAAUUGAACUGAGCACUUUAAGGCUCAUUUAUAAAUGGGAUUUUGGUGUGUAUAUAUUUUUUAUUUCUAAGUGCAAUUACAUAAUUACAAAGACUAAAUGCUAGGUGUCAAAACAUUUUUUUCAGUUUAGGGGGAAUAAACACUGAAUACGUAUAUAAUAAAUUAAAUUAAAAAAAGAAAACAUUUAAACAAAAAAAAAACGUAUUUGACAAAGGCUCCCAUAUGAUGGUUUUAAACGUAAAUAUUGUACAGGAAAAAGAACAAAAUUUCACCCACUCUCUCAGCUUUAGUUCAUAAAUGACACAUUUUACUUUGUUUUGCCUAGCUUCUCAGCCUCAUCUAAAUCAUUUAUUCACUCGUUGGACAUAUGAGUUGCACUUUUUUUCCCCCCACUGCCCCAUUAGUCUUUGACUAGUUCACUAUGAUAUUUUUUAUGCAACACAGGUUUUGUUGCAUUGUAGUGUGCUUCAUUGCAGGUGACCAAAAUAUGUGAUUAAUUGCACAGGAUCCCACAUGUGGCCUACUUGGCUUUUGAACUUAUGGAAUAGGUAAACCCCAUUUGAGAAAAACUGUUUUAGGAUGUAAACAGUUGCUUUGUAAACCCCUCUAUGACCCCUCUGUAAUCUUUCACUGAUGAUAUGCAUUAUUGAAAGCAGAAAGACAUUCCUGAAUGUUAUUGUGUCUGAGCUCGGUCUUGAAACAUUUCAAGUCAAGGUAGGUAAUGGCAUUUGUGAAGGGAAAAAUUAAUAGUCGCCACUUCUUUCUGGGGAAAUUAUCUGGCAAACUCUUUCAAAACCAUCAAGUUAACUCUCCGUUUUAUGUUAUAAUUUCACAUUUAGCUCACAUUAAUGCUGCCAUUGCUUGAUACUGGAGAUUGGAGAUUUAAUUGUGAAGAACACUUGAUUGCAUUCAGUAAU